Molecule: messenger RNA, 3066 nt
Organism: Chlamydomonas reinhardtii
Lineage: Eukaryota; Viridiplantae; Chlorophyta; Chlorophyceae; Chlamydomonadales; Chlamydomonadaceae
Exons: 3
Coding region: 501-2177 (558 amino acids)
Source: RefSeq, a predicted model, not a curated record
AGCGUGCUUGCGAGUUCUGCCAUGACGGAGUUCUGCGUCAUUUGGAUUUCAGGUCGGAAGGUCCUGCGCCGCCAAGGUUGCGAAGCUAUUCUUUGAUGCCUGCAGACACAUUAUGCCAUAGUAUGGCGCCUUCAAAUACCUUGUUGGCCACGCUUCGCGCAGUUAGCCUCGAAGCGACCGACGCCCUCGUAGAAACACUGCGCAAGUAUAACUGCAUUGCCACAGCUCGCCUGGUGUGCAAGGACUUGCGCCAAGUCAUCGACGGAUCAGUCCAAUCUCUCAAACUUACUGAUCCGCUUGAGACCCUGGAUGAAAGCACGCCACCCUCGCUGGCGCUCUGGCACCGCGUAGAUACUCUGUGUUUCUGCAUCGGCAGUGAAGGUCUGCAAGCAGACGACGCUCCGCACAUCACCGACAAUUGGGUUUCGUGGGCGGGCAGCCAGCCUCCCGCCAGCCUCCGGAAGAUAACGUCCCUGCGCUUGUACUGGGCCGUACUGGACAUGGGCCCUGUGCUCACCGCUUCCCUGGUAGCUUGCAUCGCCCUAUGGUUUCCCAACCUCAAGGAGCUGAGCUUUGCGGGCUCCCCCCGGACUGUGGUGCCGGAGACGAACGCUGCUCAGCUGACCGCCAUCAUCCGCGGCGGCCUGGACCGGCUGCCGCAGCUGGUGAAGCUCACACUGCCCAGCUGGGGCCUGCUGGGGGGGCUGGGCGAGGUGCAGCAGCGCAGGCACGCAUACGACAGCGGCGGCAGCGCCUGGCUUGGCAACCUUCAGCAGCUGGUCAUAGUCGCAACCAGGUCUGAAUUGGUCACGGACGCAAUCGCGGCGGGUAUCGCCUCGCUCCGCAGCCUCCGAGCGCUCCGGUUCAUCAACGACCCCCUCACAGGCGAUGCUUUGGACGAAGCCGGCCUGCUGCGCCUGUUUGACCACGUGCCGCCCAGCCUCACCACGCUAUCCAUCCUGUCAUGGAGCAUGGACGCGGUCUUCGAGGCGGGGCAGCUGAAGGAGGUCGCCUUGGUGGUGGACGAAGAGGAUAUGUUUCGCAGCAUACCGCUGUGGAAAGUGGGUGAAGUGGCGGACAAGGCGCUCCUGCCACACCUGCGUGCCAAGGACAGCAUGCUCCGGCGGCUGGUCGUGCGGCGGUUGCUGCUGCCCGCCACGGAGCACGACGCGCGUAUACAGGCGACUGAUCAGCAGCUGGAUGCGAUUACGGAGCUCCUGAAGCGGUGCUGGAACGUGGAAGUGCAGGAGGUCAUGAUCCGGGGCACGACGUCACACCUGCCCGCGCUUAUGGAGGCGGCGGAACUGCUGGGCCCGCCGCAAGUUCUGCGGCUCAGGACCAUCUACAACUACGACCUGCGCGUGCCCCUGCUCCAGCCCGCCACGCCGGCCGGGCAAGAGGCAAAGAGACCUGGGCGCGGGGCUGCGGCGGAAGGCACGCGGACUGGGCCGGGUGACAGCAGCUUAGCUCAGCAGCCGCUGCAGCAGCCGCAAGAGCAGCAGCCGCAAGUGCAGCAGCCGCCAUCGGGCCUGCCGCUGGCUCUGUCCACUCCGCCACAGGCGGUUGUGGCGCGCGGAGUCCACAGACUGCUUGCACAUCCACAGAUCGAGCCGCCCAUUGCUGACGAGUCCAUGCCUACUUCGCGGACAGCUCGGCUGCUGGUGCUGCGCGGCUCACUCGUGGCGGGCCUGGCCCAGGUGCCAGAGGUGGUGGACGGCUGGGUCAAGUGGCUGGCCAAGACGGCAGCGGCGCCGGCAAAGAGGCGGCACGGCCAGUAUCAGGUGGUGCCCAGGGUGCUGGGCGGUCCGGUGCUGCUGCUGCAGGCGGACGGCGAGGCCGGCGCCGCAGCGGCACUGCAGGCCGCGGUGCGGUCCGUGGAGCCAGAGGUGCAGCUGGACGCGGCGUGGGUGGCGGUGGAGCGGUACCCGGGCUGCCCGGGCUUUUUGAAGCUGCCGGCGCCCCUCGUUUGGUGCAUUCAGCAGGAACUGGACGAGAGCUGGGCGGCGGCGGGGAGCGGCAGGGGCGGAAGCGCGGGCGCCGGCGCCGCCGGUACUGGAGCGGGCGGCCAUGCUGCCGCUGUGGUGCCGCCAUCACUUCAGGAGCAGGUGGAGUGGCUGCAGCAGCUGGGCAAGGUCCUGGCGGAGGAGCUGCCGAGCUGCAAGCAUUUCAGUUUCUAGUUACGGAAUAAACGUACCGAGUAGCAUUUAGCGUAGAAGCCAAUGGUGCUGUUGGAUCUAAUAGCGGGGCGCUGGUUGUGUUGGGCCUUGGCAUUGCACGCGGAUUGGUGCGGCCUUGUGCAUAACACGACAAGUGCGGUGUGAAGCGGUGCAGGUGCAGCAGGAUGCGCAGUUUUAAUAGGCAGUCUGCAGCAGUCCGGGUUCGGUGGGCAAGGGCAGAGGCAGUCUACCCUACCGUGGUCCUACGAGUGGACAGGUGAGAGGUUGUACGGUUUGCGAUGUGGGUGGGAUUUCAUGAACAACGCGAUUAUUCACGCUGUACAUGGGGUGUGCGGUGGCUUGCGUGCGUCACUCUAGAUUGGUACUAAGACAUUCAUCGCGCGCAAACGGCGCUGUCGAUGGACCUUUGUUGCGGGGGCCGCACAUGCCAUGGCAUGGUGUUGCGGUAGUGCCAGUCGGGCUGCUAUAGACUUGCAUUAUGCGACUCGGUGGCCUUUCGUUUGAAGAUUGAAGCGGAGCGGGUGUAUUUGCUAUUCGGCCUGAUUGUGUUUGCGAGGAAAGAGAUGGUCUAUUGGGUUUGCCGUUGUUCGUUGUACACAGAUGAGGCGGGAUUGCUGAGGCAAAACAGGCUGCAGGGCUGCAGGCGGCCCCGUGAAGGGCGCGACUAACACAGCUCUGUGUCUAUUACUCUAUUUGCGGUAACUCUGUGCGGCUGAUGCAGUGCGCCAUACAGCACGUAUCAGCUGACGAACGCCACAGGGAGUUCGUCCGUACGUUGGACAGCGACAUGCGUGACAGUCCUAUACACGGGUUGAGGCGUGGAGUACGAUGGAGUACGAUGGAGUAGCGUCACGGGACGGGACACGACGGGACCCAUGCUAUAUGGCCC